UAUGUCAAAUUAUAUUUUUAAUUCAGAUUAAAAUUAGACGUGAGUAUCUCGUGUGUGAUGCUGCCAUCAAAGAAAAAUUACAAUCGAUUGGCAUUUAAUCAUCAUGCAAUUAUUACAAAACCGUACGACACAAAACAAAACAAAAAUAACAAAAUCCAAACGUGACCAAAUGCAAUUUUUUGAUUAAAUUCUUUGUAAUUUUUUUUUUGUGUAUACCUCGCUGAUUACUGGCAAAAAUACAAGGCGAUGAAAAAAUGUGUGAUUGAAAACCCGGUAUUUUUUAUGCUCCAGAUAAUCCGACACACAAGUACACGAUAAUAAUAAUUUUUUUUUUAAAUCUACAUGCACAGAGUGACCGUGAAAAAAUGAGAGCUAUUUUGGGAAAUAAAGUGAAAAAUCAAUAAAUAAAAAAAAGGAACAAGAAUAAAAAAAACUAAAAGUCGACCUACAAAAAAAAAAAUAGAAAAUAAAAGUGUAAUCGAUAUUUUUUCGUCGUUUUGUAAACUCGUGUCUCUUGUUUCGGUGUAUAUUUCAUCAAUAACGCAAACAUAUAUGAAAAAGGUGCAAAGUUGAGAAAAAUGGCUUUUACAUGUAGGCCAGCGGCAAAAGCCCACAAUUAUCACAUUUGUAAUUGUCAGAGUUGCCGUUACGGGUGUCACGAUUCGUAUAGUGACUCUGCGUCGCGACUAACGUCAAAUAACGACGAAAGUGACGAAGUAUUCCAACCAAAUGUAGUUAGUUCAAUGUUAGUGUUUAGUAAUAAUAAUAAUCAAAGUAAUAUAAAAGAUAACAAAGAAAAAAAUUAUGUUAGUCAAUUAUUGCCUAAUAAUACUAGAAAAUGUAGAAGUGGUGAUAACUUCGUUGAAAAUCGUGUAAUUAAUGGUGAAGUUGUUGACACGAUUUACGAAACACAUGAUUCCAAUAAUUACUUAGUUGAUCACGAAUUUACCAACAACUGCAGCGCGAAACGGGUGUGGAAAAAUGCUAGUGCUAUCUUAAGACAAAAUACGUUCCUGCUUAUCGUUGUCAGUACAGUUCUACUGCUGACCAUCUCGAGUGGCGUCAAUGCUGGACCAAUUAACACAACUGUCGUACCAGCGACGGCAGUUUCGGAUUUAACGACCCAAAGAAGUAUUUUUAAGGAAGCUAGCCACGAUGGUGAGGAAGCGGAACACGCCAUCGAACGAUAUCCAGUAUUCACAAUUGACUUUUUACGAGUUGAAACGCCUUUUAUCAUAGGAAUAUGGAUACUGUUUGCCAGUAUCGCGAAAAUUGGUUUCCAUAUGACGCCAAAACUGCAUACUAUCUUCCCAGAAUCUUGCCUUUUAAUUGUUGUAGGUGUAAUUGUUGGUAUCAUUUUGUUCUACGCGACAUCGGUGCAUGUCUCGCCGCUAACACCAAACACAUUCUUCUUCUACAUGUUACCACCAAUUAUCUUUGACGCAGGCUAUUUCAUGCCAAAUCGUCUGUUUUUCGAUAAUUUAGGAACAAUUUUAUUAAUGGCUGUGGUCGGAACAAUAUUCAAUAUUGCAACAAUUGGAUGUUCUUUAUGGGCUGUCGGAACAACGGGAUUAUUUGGCGUGGAAACGCCAUUUUUACACAUGUUUUUAUUUUCGUCACUGAUAUCGGCUGUCGAUCCCGUCGCCGUGCUCGCUGUCUUCGAGGAAAUUCAUGUCAAUGAGAUUUUGUACAUUGUCGUGUUCGGCGAAUCGUUACUCAAUGACGCCGUUACGGUCGUCUUGUAUCACAUGUUUGAGGCGUAUAACGAAAUGGGUGUGGGCAACAUCAAGCCCGUGGAUAUCGCGAGUGGAGGCGCCUCGUUCCUCGUUGUUGCCUUGGGCGGAACCAUCAUUGGCGUUAUUUGGGGCUUCGCAACGGGACUAAUUACGCGUUUUACGGAUGGCGUUCGCGUCAUUGAGCCAAUUUUCAUUUUUGUCAUGGCAUAUUUGGCCUACUUGUCUGCUGAAAUUUUCCACAUGAGUGGAAUCUUGGCCAUUACGUUCUGUGGCAUGGCAAUGAAGAAUUACGUGGAGGCGAAUAUCUCACACAAGUCACAUACCACGAUAAAAUAUGCCUUGAAGAUGAUUGCGAGCAGCUCCGAGACGAUUAUUUUCAUGUUGUUGGGUGUUGCGACAAUCAACAGUGGUCACGAUUGGAAUACCUGGUUUGUUAUUCUCACAAUUGUUUUUUGCACGGUGUUCAGAGCUUUGGGUGUUUUGCUACUCGCUAACAUGGCAAAUCGUUUCCGCAUCCACAAACUGACAAAUGUCGAUCAAUUCGUAAUGAGUUAUGGCGGCUUACGUGGCGCCAUUGCCUUUGCGCUCGUUAUGCUGAUCGACGACAAGCAUAUUCCACUUCAACGGAUGUUUAUGACAACGACAAUUGCCGUCGUGUAUUUCACAGUAUUUUUACAAGGCAUCACAAUAAAGCCACUUGUGAGGAUAUUAAAUGUCAAGCGAGCGGAAAAACGAAAACCAACUAUGAAUGAACGUAUUCACGAGAGAUUUAUUGACCACAUGAUGGCUGGCGUAGAAGACAUCAUCGGCAAAACUGGCAACUACAAUAUUAGAGAUAAGUUUAAACGGUUCGACAAUCGUUUUAUUCGUCCAUUAUUGAUUCGUGAUUUGAAGGGAGCUGAACCAAAAAUCCUGGAAACCUAUUCCAAAUUAGCCAUGAAAGACGCCAUGGACUUUAUGAAACGCAAUCCAUCGACGCUAGGUCAAAUGCCAAAUACGGAAUCAAUGAGUGCCCUUUUCCGCAACUACACACAAUACUUCGGCGGAAGGUUUGCUCCCAACUAUAUGAACACAUGUCCGAGCUUUUCAAAUCUGGAGUUGUCAACUCGUAAUUUGGACAUGCAUGAGCUCGAUUAUAAUCCAUCAAAGAAGGAUUUGACAGAUGCUCGAAUUCAUCAUUUGCUGGCUGAGGAGUUGAAACCAUAUAGAAGGCAUCGUCGCCUGAGUUAUAGUCGUCAUGCCGUCGAUGAUCGUGACUUAUCCACACAGGUUAAUUAUAAAAUGCCACUUAACAUUCGCCGGAUGGUGUGUGAUCGAAAGCAUCACAAGAGGAGCAAACGUAACAACAAAGACGGCAGUAAAUCAAACGUCAAGCAAAAUCACGUUUCGUUCCCCGAAUUUGCGCAAAACGGCUCAGCGAAACAAUUUGCGAAUGAUUACUUGAAUGACGUACUGCACGAAGAAAACGAGGGCGAAGAUGAAAUUCAGAAAGACGGCUCACCAAACAACGAAGAAUGGGAUAGUGGUCUCACGUUUACCGCGAAAUCGUCACUUGACGACGGAGGUGAUAGUAGUAGUGUCAUAUUGGACGGCUCCAAACGAAUUUCAAAAGACUUAGAAGAUGAUGCACGUGUUUCUACCCCGACCGCCACAGAAAAGACACUGCCUUGGAAGCGCGACACGGAAGGCGAAGAGGAAAUGGGCAUUAAACAAAACGAGUUUCCUUCGUGGGUCUCAAACAAGGAAUAUCUGGCUUACCAUUCGCCGAGUGCUACUUUCUUAGGUGGUCUGACGAAGCCUAAAGCCGCCCGGUCUGUAAUAGGUUUGUUCCGUCGCGAGAGCUCAACGAGUGGUGCCGACACGGAAACGCCGCAGGCAGGCACCCCGGGCGCCGCCGGCACACCGAUCGUGGGACGCGACAAACGAUCCGCCUCAAUUGCCGGGCCCGCACCAACUGUCUUCGACGAGGAACUCAUGAUGGCACGCUCGCAUCACAUGCAACAAUUUCCGGUAACGGCAUCCCACAGACGCAAUAAUCGACGCGCUUCCAUGCUUGAAAUGGGCGGCAGCACCAUCCCAGAGGAGAGCUGCAAAACACCAUUGUUCGAAGAGCACGACGAAUGGGAGCCCGACAACACGAGUCCCGUCAGUUCGUACGGCAGCGGCAGUAGCGGCAUCGGAGGACGACAUUCGCGAAACGGACGACGAAAUCAUCAUAGUGAUCGAGGAAAGGGAGACGACGACACCGGUUCUGCCGGCGGAGAACAACCGCUCCUGAGCAAGGGCACGCCAAAGUCGAAAAAAUCACGCCUGAGUCCAGGUCCGGGCGUUUCACUGCUCGCCAGCACAUCCACGGACGAGAAUUCAUCCGAAGACGAUGCAGAUUAUGACGAGGGCAAAAUAUCCUGAGAAAUAUUUAUUUAGUUAUAUUUUUGUUUUAUUUUUGUUUUUUGAAAAUUUUUAAUCAAAAAAAUGAAAAUCUUACGAUAUUUUGUCGCAAAAUCACAAUUUACAUCUUACUUAUCAUUAAUUAAUACUUAACGAAGGGUCUUAUGAUUUUAUUAUUUUAAUUUUUUUAACAUUUAUUCCUACAUAAACUUACAAAAAAUAAACUUGUCAAAUUAUUCAGUAUUAUUAGUAAUGUAAAAUUUUAUUGCAUUCAUUAAUAUUUGUUCUUAAAACAAUUAUUUUAAUUAAAAAAAAUAAAAAUUUUUAAUAAGAAGGCUUUAGAAUUUGCACCCAGAAGGACUGACUGACUAAUAAAAAUGGGAAAUUGAGAAAAUUUUCUGGUGCAAAAUUUUUACAUAGCAAAAGUGUAACAUAAAAAACUUAAAUAAAAAAAAAACUAGAGAAUAAUUACUCAAGACAAGUAAUAGAAAAAAAAAAUACUAAAAAAACGAUAAAGCCUAUAAUUGAAAAAUGUGUGAUAAAAGUUAAAUUAUUUAAAAAAAAAAAGUUAAAAACUCAAAAUGUGAGCCUGUAAAAUUGUAAAAAAAAAAUAAUUAGGAAGGCACUCAACAAAGACACCAUCCGAAGGAACUAUCCUUAAAAGAAUAAAAAAAUUAAUAAAAAAAAAAUUGAAAAAUGAGACACGCAUAUAUAGAAGACAAUAGAAUAUUUUAUAUAGUUAAUGGAUGUCGUUUCUUCGUUUUUUAAUGAACGUCUAAGAAUUAAAAAAAAUAACUUUGGGCCUUGUUUCAUCUCCUGUGUAGAUGUUCCUUCGACAUACUCGGUCGCUUCAAUCCUAGAUAUUGACCAAAAAAUUAAUUUAAAAAAGAAAAAUUAAAACGGAAAAUUAGAUAAAGCCUUAAUUAAAUUGAUUGAUGAAAAAAAUUGGAAUCUUAUGAAUUUAUUUAGUUGAAAAAAAAAUGAGAAUUUAUGAAUGAUAAA
Culicoides brevitarsis is the source of this 5126-nucleotide messenger RNA. It is a transcript of the gene Nhe2, whose product is annotated as sodium/hydrogen exchanger 3. The record is from RefSeq and is a predicted model, not a curated record. The transcript is spliced from 19 exons. NCBI's taxonomy places the organism in Eukaryota, Metazoa, Arthropoda, Insecta, Diptera, Ceratopogonidae. Gene Ontology annotation, cellular component: plasma membrane. Gene Ontology annotation, biological process: proton transmembrane transport; potassium ion transmembrane transport; sodium ion import across plasma membrane. The coding region runs from base 579 to 4145 and encodes 1188 amino acids. Gene Ontology annotation, molecular function: sodium:proton antiporter activity; potassium:proton antiporter activity.